Colletotrichum truncatum is the source of this 1041-nucleotide messenger RNA. RefSeq lists its product as uncharacterized. Lineage: Eukaryota; Fungi; Ascomycota; Sordariomycetes; Glomerellales; Glomerellaceae. The record is from RefSeq and is a predicted model, not a curated record.
AUGGCACUUGAGGCUUUGACAGAUCAGCUUCACGACCUCAGUUUGGCCGCUGGAGAGUGUGUCCCGUUUCACCCUCCUAAAGGCACAGCGAAACUCGAUGAUACGCCUCGGUAUUUGUUCCGUGUUUUCACUCCGAAUUCUCGUGGAAUGACCAGUAAAACCUGGGCCAUGUCCAGUGAUGCCAUGGUUGGGACAACCGACUGCAAAACAGAUAUCUUCGAGAGAUCCGACAGUAAUCAAGUCGCGAACAUGAUAUACAGUCAUCUGAGAUGGCUUAAAAUUCCUAAUGAUAAUCUCGUAUCUUGGACGAGCUCACUGUUAGUUGCACUUGUGUACAUCUUCCACCUGAACGCCAGCACGACGGACGGAUCGGCAUUCGAAAACAUCUACAUUUGUAUCAUGGACACAACCUGCUGUGAUAAAGGCGUCUUUAUGCGAGAUAGGGACCUUAUUCGAGAAUAUAAAUCGUAUAACUUAGACUUGAAGUAUUUCGAAAGGUUACGAUCGCGUCAACAUAAGACCUGGAGGGGGUACUUUUAUUUCGGAGAAUACAUAUCACAAGGUGCUCUAAAAGUUGAGGGCAGAUGCCAAGUCGUUUCCGCUCAGGCAAUAAUCGAUCAAAAUCUAUACGAACUGCUUCCAGGACUUCGAAAUUUUCCGCAAGGGACAAUACAAUCACCGCCACCCUGGGCAAAUAAGGUCAUUGAAAUACGCGAAAACUUUUACACACAAGUAAUUGCAUGCCAAGAAUCAAUCUAUGAUAAAUUUAGCGCUGCAAUUCGCAUCGGUGAGCUCUUUGGGCGACGCUGGAGAAUGCCCGUCGCAAUCAGUCUCCUUGGGCUCAUACCCCACCAAGACAGCGACAUUACCAUUCUCUCAACACUUAGACAGCCAAUUUUCACGGAUGAUGAGAGACGAGAAUGCUCACCGUUGAAGACAACGGCUGGAGUAUGCGAAUUUCUGCCCGAGGUACAAAAAAGCUACAUGAUAAUGCGAAGCGCGUAUAAGGAUUACUGUGUAAGAAGACUAAAAGGAAAGUAA